AGAAGAAUGACAGAUGAACGAAGUGUUGAGUGUCUCCAGUCCAGCAGGAGGCGCUCUGCAGCUCUUUAGUCCGCCGAUAAACCCACUAAAGAAAGAAAGAAAGAGCUCGCGUUAGAUGUAUUUGUGUAUCCUCAGUGUUUUUCUCUCUUGAGUGUUUUAUUGAGUGUAAACAGAGUCUUGUCUCUGUGUAUUUUAGUGUUGAUGAUGAGAGAUGAGAUGUGCUGUAAAUCAGUAGGAACUGAUCUGUCCAUGCUGGAUAUUGAUGAUUUCAUCACAGAAAUCUCUCAGCUGAAGAAAGAGGUGGCGUUACUGGAGACAAAGCUGAGGUUAAGAGGAGAUGAAGGACUGAAGAGAGAGGACUCCGAGCUCAGUCUGACUUUACUCUGUUAUACUGAGUCAAAGCCCACAGACGCUCAGGACACUACAGUGUGUGACAGUAAUCAGGGCUUACAGGAUGAGGAAUCUACUGAUCAAACCUCCACAGAGUCUCUGGAUUCUGUCUGGAACGCUGGAGAACAGCAGCAGAUCCUGCAGACCAAACUCAAGAUGUGUUCAGUCAAACUCAUCGACUGCAAGAACCUCAUGAAGACGAUCAAAACUGAACCUACAGAAAUAAAAACUGAACCCACAGAAAUAAAAUCUGAACCAACAGAAAUAAAAACUGAACCUACAGAAGAUGAUUAUGAAGACAAUCAUGAUGAUCAUGAUUUUAUUCCGCCAGAUGCAAAGACUAAAUUAUGUUUGGAUGGAGAAAUAACGUCCUUAACAUCAAAAGAGCGACUGACAGCACUUUCGUGCAUCACCAGUGGAGAGACUUUCAGCUCAAAGAGACAUUUAGAGAGAAAACAUACAGAACAGAAGCAUCAUCUGAAGAAAAUCACCAAUGAGAGACCGUAUCAGUGCAGUGAAAGUGGAAAAACCUUUAGGGAUUCGUUCUCUUUAAAGUCACACCAAACACUACCCACUGAAGAGAAACCCUUUCAAUGUUCACACUGUGAUAAACAUUUCCAUCAGAAAUCUCAUCUGAUAAUCCAUGAGAGAAUUCACACUGGAGAGAAACCUUACGUCUGUAGUGUUUGUGGGAAGAGUUUUAAUCAACGUCACCAUUUAGUUUCACAUCAGAGAACUCAUACAGGUGAAAAACCUUACAAAUGCUCUCAUUGUGAUAAGAUGUUUACUCAAGCAGGCCACUUAAAAGUCCAUGAGAGAGUUCACACUGGAGAGAAACUUCAUCACUGUAGUGUUUGUGGGAAGAGUUUUCGGCAACGUGAACAUUUAGUGAGACACCAGAGAAUUCAUACAGGUGAAAAACCUUACAAAUGCUCUCAGUGUGAGAAGACGUUUACUGAGUCACGUUCCUUAAAAGUCCAUGAGAGAGUUCACACCGGAGAGAAACCAUACCACUGCUCUCACUGUGGUAAGAGCUUCUCUGAUCCAUCUCAAUUCAGAGUCCAUCAGAGACUUCACACUGGAGAAAAACCUUACGUCUGCUCUCACUGUGGUAAGAGCUUCUCUGAUAAAUCUCAUUUCAGUGUCCAUCAGAGACUUCAUACUGGAGAAAAACCUUACCACUGCUCUCACUGUGGUAAGAGCUUUUCUGAUCCUUCUCAAUUCAGUGUCCAUCAGAGAGUUCACACUGGAGAGAAGCCUUUUCAGUGUACUCUUUGCAGGAAGAGUUUUAGUCAAAAGUCAAACUUUCUAAAGCACCAGAGAAUUCAUACAGGAGAAAGACCUUACAAAUGCUCUCAGUGUGGUAAAAUGUUUUCUCAAGCAGGCCACUUAAAAGUCCAUGAGAGAAUUCACACAGGAGAGAAACCUUAUCUCUGUAGUGUUUGUGGGAAGAGUUUUAAUCAUCGUCUCAAUUUAGUUUCACAUCAGAGAACUCAUACAGGUGAAAAACCUUACAAGUGCUCUCAAUGUGGGAAGAAGUUUGCUCAUUCAUCUUUCUUAAAAGUCCACGAGAGAAUUCACACUGGAGAGAAACCUCAUCACUGUAAUGUUUGUGGGAAGAGUUUUAGUCAACGUGAACAUUUAGUGAAACACCAGAGAACUCACAAAGGUGAAAAACCUUACAAAUGCUCUCAGUGUGAGAAGACGUUUACUGAGUCACGUUCCUUAAAAAUCCAUGAGAGAAUUCACACUGGAGAGAAACCUUACGCCUGCUCUCAGUGUGGAAAGAGCUUCUCUGAUCCAUCUCAUGUCCGAGUUCAUCAGAGAGUUCACACUGGAGAGAAACCUCAUCACUGUAGUGUUUGUCUGAAGAGUUUUAGUCAACGUGAACAUUUAGUGAAACACCAGAGAACUCAUACGGGUGAAAAACCUUACAAAUGCUCUCAGUGUGAGAAGACGUUUACUGAGUCACGUUCCUUAAAAAUCCAUGAGAGAGUUCACACUGGAGAGAAACCUUACAUGUGCUCUCAUUGUGGAAAGAGCUUCUCUGAUCCAUCUCAAUUCACUGUUCAUCAGAGAGUUCACACUGGAGAGAAACCUUACGUCUGCUCUCACUGUGGAAAGAGCUUCUCUGAUCCAUCUUAUUUUAGAGUGCAUCAAAAAAUUCACACUAGAGAGAAGCCUUAUCACUGUGAUGUUUGUGGUAAAAGUUUUAAUCUACGUGAUUAUUUAGUGUCACAUCAGAGAACUCAUACAGGUGAAAAACCUUAUAUCUGCUUGAUCUGUGAAAAGAGAUUUUCUCAUUCUGGAAGUCUUCAGAAGCAUCAGAAGAAACAUACUGAACAACAAACUACACUGAAAUGUGUAUCCUCAGUGUUUUUCUCUCGUGAGUGUAAACAGAGUCUUGUCUCUGUGUAUUUUAGUGUUGAUGAUGAGAUGGAUGUGAUGUGCUGUAAAUCAGGAACUGAUCAGGGUUUACAGGAUGAGGAAUCUACUGAUCAAACCUCCACAGAGUCUCUGGAUUCUGUCUGUAACGCUGGAGAACAGCAGCAGAUCCUGCAGACCAAACUCAAGAUGUGUUCAGUCAAACUCAUCGACUUCAGGAACCUCAUGAGGAAGAUAAAAACUGAACCGAUAGAAGUAAAAACUGAACCGACAGCAGAUGUAUUUAAGGAUAAUCAUGAUGAUGUUCAUGAUUUUAUUCUGUCCGAUGUAAGGAGUGAAUUAUGUUUGGAUGAAGAAAUAACGUCCUCGACUCUUUCCUGUAUCGCCGGUGGAGAGACAUUGAGCUCACAGAGGCAUUUAGAGAGAAAACACACAGAACAGAAACAUCAUCUGAAGAAAAUCACCAAUGAGAGACCGUAUCAGUGCCGUCAAUGUGGAAAAACCUUUAGGCAUGCAAAGUUAUUAAAAUCACACCAGAAUAUUCACUCUGAAGAGAAACGCUAUCAAUGUUCACACUGUAAUAAACGUUUUCGUCAUAAAUCUCAUCUGAUAGUCCAUGAGAGAAUUCACACUGGAGAGAAACCUUACCAAUGCUCGAUCUGUGGAAAGAGCUUCUCUCAUUUAAGAUAUGUUGGAGUUCAUAUGAGAGUUCAUACGGGAGAGAAACCUUAUGACUGUAAUGUUUGUGGGAAGAGUUUUGGACAACAGGCUACCUUUAUAAAGCACCAGAGAACUCAUACAGGAGAAAAACCUUACAAAUGCUCUCUGUGUGAGAAGAUGUUUGCUUAUUCAGAUUCCUUAAAAGCCCAUCUGAGAGUUCACACUGGAGAGAAACCUUACAUCUGCUCUCAAUGUGGAAAGAGCUUCACUAAUUUAAGUUCUAUUAGAGUCCAUGAGAGAAUUCACACUGGAGAGAAACCUCAUCACUGUAAUGUCUGUGGGAAGAGUUUUAAUCAACAUCAACAUUUAGUGAAUCACCAGAGAACUCAUACAGGUGAAAGACCUUACAAAUGCUCUCAGUGUGAGAAGACGUUUGCUCAGUCAAGUAUCUUAAAAGUCCAUGAGAGAGUUCAUACAGGAGAGAAACCUUACGUCUGCUCUCACUGUGGAAAGAGCUUCUCUGAUUCUAGAAGUAUUCAGAAUCAUCAGAAGAAACAUACUGAAGAACAAACUACACUGAAAUCAUCAUAUCCCACAAAGUGGCAAUUUAAAAAUGCUUAUGAAUCUUCUCUCUCCAGUACAGCAGGAGGCGCUCUGCAGCUCUUUAGUCCGCCAAUAAACCCACUAAAGAAAGAAAGAAAGAAAAAGCUUGCCUGUGAUGUGUUUGUGUAUCCUCAGUGUUUUUCUCUCUUGAGUGUUUUAUUGAGUGUAAACAGAGACUUGUCUCUGUGUAUUUUAGUGUUGAUGAUGGAUGUGAUGUGCUGUAAAUCAGUAGGAACUGAUCUGUCCAUGCUGGAUAUUGAUGAUUUCAUCACAGAAAUCUCUCAGCUGAAGAAAGAGGUGGCGUUACUGGAGACAAAGCUGAGGUUAAGAGGAGAUGAAGGACUGAAGAGAGAGGACUCCGAGCUCAGUCUGACUUUACUCUGUUAUACUGAGUCAAAGCCCACAGACGCUCAGGACACUACAGUGUGUGACAGUAAUCAGGGCUUACAGGAUGAGGAAUCUACUGAUCAAACCUCCACAGAGUCUCUGGAUUCUGUCUGGAACGCUGGAGAACAGCAGCAGAUCCUGCAGACCAAACCUAAGAUGUGUUCAGUCAAUCUGGAGGACUGCAGGAACCUCAUGAUGGACAUCAAAACUGAACAUACAGCAGAUGAAUAUGAAGACAAACACAAUGAUGGUCAUGAUUUUAUCCAUUCAGAUGUGAAGAGUGAAUUAUGUUUGGAUGGAGAAAUAACAUCGACUCUUUCCUGCAUCACCGGUGGAGAGACAUUGAGCUCAAAGAGACAUUUAGAGAGACAACACACAGAACAAAAACACUUCACCCACCCCAGAUCUGAGAUCAGCUUACAAGAGAAGAAACUUCAUUCAGAAGAGCACAGAGACAAAAAGAAGAAAUUUCACUGUCAACAUUGUGGGAAGAAUUUUGACUUUUUAUGUCAGCUGAACAUUCACAUGAGGACACACAGUGAUAAAAAGCCUUUCUACUGCACUGAAUGUGGCUAUUACUUCGUCACCAAAGGAACUCUUGAUGUUCAUCAGAGAAUUCACACAGGAGAAAAACCAUACGAGUGUCCUCACUGUGAGAAGAGAUUCAGCCACAAACCUUAUCUGAAGAAACAUAUGCUUAUACACACCAAUGAGAGACCGUAUCAGUGCAGUCAAUGUGGAAAAACCUUUAGGAAUUCAAGGUUAUUAAAAUCACACCAGAAUAUUCACUCUGAAGAGAAACUAUUUCAAUGUUCACACUGUGAUAAACGUUUUUGUCAUAAAUCUAGUCUUAUAAUCCAUGAGAGAGUUCACACUGGAGAGAAACCUCAUCACUGUAGUGUUUGUGGGAAGAGUUUUAACCAACGUGUCAGUUUAGUAAAACACCAGAGAAUUCACACAGGAGAAAAACCUUACAAAUGCUCUCAGUGUAAGAAGAUGUUUGCUCAAGCAGGCAACUUAAAGGCCCAUCAGAGAAUUCAUACUGGAGAGAAACCUCAUCACUGUAAUGUUUGUGGAAAAAAUUUUAAUCAAAAUGAACAUUUAGUGAGACACCAGAGAACUCAUACAGGUGAAAAACCUUACAAAUGCUCUCAGUGUGAGAAGAUGUUUGCUCAUUCAGCUUCCUUAAAAGCCCAUCAGAGACUUCAUACAGGUGAAAAACCUUACGUCUGCUCUCAUUGUGGAAAGAGCUUCUCUGAUCCAUCUAGUUUUAGAGUUCAUCAAAGAGUUCACACUGGAGAGAAACCUCAUCACUGAAGUGUUUGCUAGCUUUCUAAAGCACGAGAGAACUCAUACAGGUGAAAGACCUUACAAAAGAUCUCAGUGUGAGAAGUCAAGUAAUUAAAAGUCCAUGAGAGAGUUCAAACAGGAGAGAACCUUUAUGUCUGCACGAUCUGUGGAGAGAGAUUCUUAUUCUGGAAGUCUUCAGCAUCAUCAGAAGAAACACGCUAAAGAAUGAAGUACACUGAAAUCAUUGUAGUGUUUGUCUUGACACACUGGUUGUGUGUAUGCAAUGAGAAUAUUUGAUUCGAUAAUGUACUACAACAAAAACAAUUUAUUUCUAUAAAUUAAUUUACAUUGACCUCGGUUAUUUGUGGUGCCAAAAAGCAAAGAUAAUAAUAAUUUGAAUUAUUUGGUAUUGUUGACAUUUCUUAUGAUUGAUUAAUGUGCUUUAUUAGUUGAAUUGAUUUUUGAAUGAUCAUGUUGUUUACCUGGCUAAU
Paramisgurnus dabryanus is the source of this 6206-nucleotide messenger RNA. Lineage: Eukaryota; Metazoa; Chordata; Actinopteri; Cypriniformes; Cobitidae. The record is from RefSeq and is a predicted model, not a curated record.